AAGAUGAUGUAUUGAAUAGUUGACGGUGAAAGUAAUUUUCACACGUGUUAUCUGCUCAGAUAUCUCAAGUAUUAUCAAGGCUAUUGUGCUGUGGAUAACAUAGUGUCGAAGAAUUGUGAUAUUCACACGCUUGUAUAAUUUCAAAUGUGCAGCUUCACGGAAGUGAUCAUAGAGUAGUAUUCAUUCAUGUAUUCAAUUGUAUCCAUAUAUUAUUUGUUCAAACACGUGUUGUUGAAAUGUUUGAAAACCAUCAUAGUUGACUACGAGACGUUGCUAUUCGAGUAUUCACAAGUUAUUCGAUCGGCGACUUGUUAAAAUUGUAGAAGCGUUCAGAAGCGAUGAAAAGCGAUCGAACGAUGAAAAGUUGAUCGCGGUGUUGAUAUUCAACCAGGCAGUGGCGAUUUCGUGCGUUGUUAGUGAAACAGAAGCCACAGCGAUCCUCGGGGAAUAAAGAUAUCUGUCGGCUGGCUUUUCGUGAGACAGCCCGCAUUCGAGCGGAAUACGUAAUCGUCACGUGUGCUUGUGCAGCUUUAUCUUCAUCUCCUGCUGCUUCUACUUAUUCCUUCUUCUCGUUGCUCGUGUUGGUUUCGUUGGUGGUCAAGGCAUUUCUCGGUAAUUCGGAGCGACUCGCAGUUCUCGUGCAUCCUCUCGAUUCGCGUGUUGUUUUGCGAUCUUGGAUACAUUGAGCGCGGCUCUCGAGUCAAGUUUGAUUGAUCGAGAGUAAACAGUGAAAGUUCUUGAGGAAUCACAGCCAGUUUGAGCGAGGACAAAGGUUGCGAAGGAUCGAGCCAUGGGCCGCACAGGAUACACGUGCAUCAGGCACGUCUUCUGCUCCCUCAACGUUCUCAUAUGGUUAUGCGCUUGCGGAAUUUUGGGUGCAGGCCUAUGGCUGCGAUUGGCUUACUCCGGUUAUACAACCUUGGUGCCGCAGUAUAGUCUCGCGUCAGCUGACUCGUUGCUGCUCGCUGCCGGAUGCGUGACCUUCGUCAUCGCCUUCUUCGGAUGCUGCGGUGCUUGGUUUCAGUCGAGAUGCAUGUUAAUCACGUACUUCGGUUUGGUGAUACUGAUGUUCCUGGCUGAGUUCAUGCUAGGCACUCUGGCCUUCAUCUUCAGGGACCAUCUGGCUAAGAGCCUGAAGGAGGAGCUGUUGGUCGGUAUUGAGACGCAUUAUGAUCAGAUCAGGGAACCUGGGACGCUGCCUGCUAUUUGGGACCACAUACACACCGAGUUCCACUGUUGCGGUGUACGGGACUACACGGACUGGUUCCAGAUCAACGCGUGGCCAUCGGAGAAUCGUGUACCCGACUCUUGUUGCAUACAGAGAGAACGAUAUUGCGGUCGUUUGGACGCGGAGGGACACAACAAGGAGUUGUGGUACAAGGAAGGCUGUGCGACGGCAAUUCAAAUGUGGCUGGUUACCAGGCUCCAUGUGGUCGGCAUUGUGGGUCUGGUGGUCGCUUUCCUUCAGCUGUUCGGACAAGUAGCGAGCAUGAUCUUGUUCUGCACCGUCAGGCACAAAAGGUCGUCUCACACGUACAAGAGCUACGACACCACGAACACCUAGAAUUUCCGAUGGAUCUUGGACGAAACGAGUGUCUGAGGUCCGUGAAGAAACAUAACAAGAACAGUCGUACCGUGCGCGGUGAUGAUCACGAUCUUCUUCGCGUUCGAAGAAGAUUUCGAUUGUUAAGCCUGUCCUGUGAGAAUAACUCUUCUCGUUGUCUUCCCGAUAAGAUAACGCAUUCCUUCUUCUGUUCAAGUUCGAGUAGGGCCAACAAAUCGUUGCGUUAAGAUCGUGGAAAUUUCUGUUUAUCAUCGAGCAAGAAAGUGGAGCGAAAUGAUUAACGAGCACAGCUUAAGAGAUACGUACGACGAGUCAUUAGGCUAAUGGGCCAUUAGCGUUGAUAAACGAGUCCUUCUUCAGCCGACGACCAAUAACGCUCGGUUCUCAACGAAACCUACUGUUAAUUCGUACUCCGACGUUGUAUACGCGUAAGAUUCGAAAGAAACAAAAUGGUUUCAACGUAGUAUGUUAUCUUGCAUGCGAAUCUGUUUAUUUACUAGGUGUUAUCACACGCAUACCAAAAUUGCUGUUCGCACGAUCGUUUAAAACGUGUCUGCUCGCGAACACGCAAGUAUUUUUAUUCGUUUUAAGGUUGUUUGACAUCGAGUCGAUACAGCUACGGGAAACACAGAGACUCCUUCGCUUAGCUUUAAAUCCGCGGCUGUGUCGAUCGAACGUUUUUAUUUGUAUAUUUAUUUAAUCACGCUGUCGCGUAGUUAGCGACCCUGCAGCACGUUUCAUGUUUGUUCCACACGUUCACUGAAAAUGGAAGAACACUGUAAAUUAUUUUCACUGACGCAGUUUAACUUAGGAAACGUGUCGGAAUAGCGGCAGCUCGUUUAUACGUAUAUCGUUUAAUAAAUAAUAUAUUUAUGCAAUGUCCUUUCGCAACA
Molecule: messenger RNA, 2457 nt
Organism: Megachile rotundata (alfalfa leafcutting bee)
Lineage: Eukaryota; Metazoa; Arthropoda; Insecta; Hymenoptera; Megachilidae
Gene: Tsp5D
Product: Tetraspanin 5D
Cellular component (GO): plasma membrane
Source: RefSeq, a predicted model, not a curated record